Molecule: messenger RNA, 3123 nt
Organism: Symbiodinium natans
Lineage: Eukaryota; Dinophyceae; Suessiales; Symbiodiniaceae
Source: the annotation of a GenBank genome assembly
AUGUCAGCAGACGAUGCGUUACCAGGUCAGAUUAUAGACGAAACCAUCAUGCAGAACGAGACGCUGGCUAAUGUCACUCUUGACAAGCUGGAUGACAGUGUAAAGAACUGGUUGAAUGAUCAGAACACUCAGACCCUCAAUGGAGCGCUGGCCUUUGUGCCCUUCAUCUUGCAGCAGGCGUUCUUUGAAGGGAAUCUCGAUGAGAAGCAAAUCGUCAUUCAUAAAGGGUCUGGCGGUGUUGUCUUCUCAGAUGCAAGUGGCUUCACGGCCCUUACAGAGAAGUUAGCCAAGAAGAGCAACGGCGCCGAGCUGCUCUCUCAGUGCCUGACGGCGUUCUUCACGCCGCUGAUAGACCUCAUCAACGCGUAUCGUGGAGACACCAUCAAGUUCAGUGGAGAUGCGCUGACGAUAUACUUUCCCUCCGUGGAUGACACCAAAACUUCCAGCUUCAACGGCAUUGUGCCACCGCAUGGGAGCUUUGGGCUCGCGGAUCUCGGGCCAAUGGCGACGGCCGUCCUGCGGGCGUCAGCCUGCUGCAUCGAAAUCCACAAGCGGCUGCAUAUGUUUGAAACAGGCGUCGAUGAUGUUCGGCUUUGCUUGCACAUCGGCGUUGGCUGCGGUGAGAUUAGCAUCCUUCAGGUCGGUGGUAUCGUCCCGCCUGAGACUCACAUCCCAAGGAUAGAGUAUUUGAUCUCGGGGGCGCCGCUGGAGCAGAUCUCUAUUGCAGAGCCUCUGGCCAAGAACGGAGAGACGUGUCUCAGCCCUCAGGCGUGGGAGCUUGUUAAGGACUGCGUCAUCGAGGGCCGACCGUUGGAGGACCGCAUGGACUUCCACCUGCUGCUGCGAAUGGAUGAGUCAAAGUAUACUUUUCCGACGAUCAAGUACGCCACGCAGCUCUAUGACACACGCGUUGAGAACUGCUUCAAGCUGGACCAGCUCAACAUCACAAGGCGGUACAUCCCGUCAGCUGUCUUCAAACAGAUCGAGUGCGGCACCCUUCAGUAUGUCAACGAGAUGCGCAACAUCUCCGUCAUCUUCAUCAACGGUUCCGGCUUGGAUGUGAUGUCGUCCACCGGUCCAGCCCAAGCUCAAGAGCUCAUGUCUUCGGUGCAGAAGGUAUGCUACGCGCACGAGGGAACCUUGAACAAGUUCCUCAUUGACGACAAGGGCAUGCUCUUCCUGCUGGUGUUCGGCCUGCCGCCCUUGGUGCACCCUGAUGAUCCUGCGCGAGCUGUUCUUGCCAGCAUGGAGCUGGUCCAGGUCUUCAAGAGGAUGGACCUCAUCGGACGCUUCGGUGUCACCACGGGCCGAAGCUACUGUGGAGUGUGCGGAAGUGCCAAGCGCAUGGAGUACACAGUGCUUGGCGACUGCGUGAACUUGUCAGCGCGGUUGAUGGCGAACGCUCCGCCCUUGGGCGUUCUGACCGACGAGGAGACGAGCAAGCAUUCCACAGGCGAGAUAGACUUCAAACCCCUCGCGCCGAUCAAGGUGAAGGGCAAGACAAACCCCAUCUCAAUCUUUCAGCCGACGCUGAGAGAGGGCGCCGUGGCUGUCGGCAUCACGGCGGAUCGGAAGAUCCGGUUUCCCUGGUACGACAACCUCCUGGAUGGCUCCACCCUGAACUCCAGGGAUGCCAUGGCCACCGCCAAGGGAAAGGUGCAGAGCCUCUGCUCCAUACAGAAGUGGCCGCCAAACAUGAAAGUGGCAGAGAUGCUGGGAAGCCCCUUCAGCAAGGCCUUGCACUCGCCGGAUCAAGUUGUGGGGGCCUCCACGCCAACACCUCGCAUGAAGGCUCCGGCAAACAGCCCCUUCGCCGAGGGAGGCUUGGUCGUGAUUGAGGGAGCGACUGGUCUCGGAAAAAUCGAGCUUGCAGAGCACAUUGCGACUCACUGCGCGUUGCAGUUUCAGACGAUGCCGGUCUUCGGUACGAUGGGCCCACGGCCAGGGGAGUCGACACGCAUGGCGGUGGAGCUGCUGCGGAGCUUGGUCGCGGUCUAUCGCACACAGAAUCCGGCUACUCCGGCCGACGAUGUGCAGGCACUGGCAAAGCUGAUUCCGUCCCAGUAUGCCGGAAGUCUGGACAUGCUCAAGAUCCUGCUUUCAAACCGGACCUUGGAAGAUACGGCGGCUGUCUUGGAGGUGGCCCUGAAGGUGAUCAUCUCCCUUCUCGCUGGCCUCAAGAACAAGUCAGGAACUUUGGUCGUGCUGCAGUUCGAGCAGGGGACGAGCCUCUUCGAGAAGACCGCCAAAGAUGACUUAGCCAUCUUCUGGAGGUUUACCUCCGAGCUGAGCAUCCUCAUCGCCAAGGAGCGGUCCAUCUCCGGCCUGGUGCUGGUGCGGGAGGCACGGUACGACCAGCAGUGUGUCAAAGAUGCCGCUGCAGCCGGGACAUUGCUCACCCUCAAGGGCCUGAACGAAGAGCACAUCCUUGAGUACAUGGCAAACUACCUGGGCAUCCCGGAGGAAGCCGUGCCACCACCGCUCAGACGUUUUGUCUCGCAGGUGACAAUGGGCAAUCCACUGUACAUCCGUGAAACUUUGGACCAGCUUAGCGAGGAGAACGUGCUCAAGGUGAAAGCUGGUACCUCAGCGACCUUGAUCGGGGCGCUCGAGAAGAUAGACAUCUCCGCCUGGAACCACACAGCCAUGGUGGGCGGCACAGUCUGCAACAUCGAGUCCCUGGAUCCCAUCGAGAUGGCGGCGCUGAAGAUGUCCACCUGCUUCGAAGGGCCAUUCACGCUCCCAGAUUUGGCAGCAAGCAACUGCUCCCAGUGGGGCGGGUCGACGCACUUUGACUUGCUGCGCUUGUUUAGAGCGACCAGGAAGCUGGUCUCCAGAGGCUUCAUAGACAAGGUGCCGCCGCCGAGGGAGAGCCCCCGAAGUGCCGGCAGCGAUAACAACUUUGGGGACACGGAGUACUUCUUUAUGCAAAGUGCUCUCAUCCGCACGGUUGGCGCAUCCAUGGUGCUCGAGGCGCAGCGGAAGUCAGUCAAGCGAAACGCUUUGAUCGACAGAGUCCUAAAGCAGGACCUGCCGGAGCGAAUGACGGAGCUCGCGGCCAAGAAGUCAGUGCAGCACAUCCCGUGGUACUACGAACGAGCUCUCAGACGAAUGUUGCCUUAG